This is a messenger RNA of Styela clava, 3921 nucleotides long. Lineage: Eukaryota; Metazoa; Chordata; Ascidiacea; Stolidobranchia; Styelidae. The record is from RefSeq and is a predicted model, not a curated record.
AUCCUCCUGUUUUCUGAAUUUCAGGGUCUAAUUUCAAAAUCAAUUACCUGUAAUACAUUUUUUAAGAUAUUAAAAAUGAAACGAAUGAUACCCCGACAAAAAUUUCGUAAACAUAUGAAGAAAGGAUUGCAUAAAAAAUUGAAGCUUUCAAAUAAAGUGGAGAUUCUAGUCUGGCUGGAUUAUCUCAUUUUUCUACAAAAACUUAUCAAACAAUCUGAACAAAUUGCCAAGUAAAACAGAUCGAAACGAGUACUACCAAGCAUGAUUCGUAAUGCCGGAGAUCAUCUCUUAGACUAGUGAAUGUCAUCUCCAAAAUAACGUCAUCAAAAAAUGAUGUCAAUCAAGACCGUUCAAAACGAAUCGAAUGUCAAUGCAAAAUUGAUUGUACUCAAAAAAGUGAAUUCUCAAUUUUAUGGAUAUUUCAAAUUUUUUUUUUUAAAAGUGUAUAACUUCAGGAAUACCAUUCUUCAGACAGAUUUUUUCAUUGGAAUAGGGGUUAUUUCUUUUCCCCGGAACUAUGUCUGUAUUAAUAUUACCUUGAAAUGACUUUUUGGGAUCCUUGGAUUCUGCAAGAAGAUGUUACUUGCCUGCCUUGCUGUAUACAAUUAUUGUAAUUUAUAAUUGAAUGUUCUCUGAAUUUUUAUGUAUAGCUACAUCCAAUUGACUAUACGUGAAAUCCGAUAGUAAUUUAUUUAAUUUUAACUAUAGCCAUGUGAAAACUUGAACAUUUUGAAACUUGGAUAAAAUACUAUGAAGUAUUUUGUGUCUCGAUGUACUACUAUGCUGCUAUGUUUAACAUAUAUUAAUAUUUUUUGAAAGUAUUUUUGUAACAAUUUGUGUUUUUGAUUUACCUCUACUGCCAAGUAUUUAAAACUAGGUUAUUUUUUAAAUAAAUUAUCUUUGGUAUAACCAUGUCUACACAAUGCGUGAAGUGUGAAGAAGGAAAGGCCAUAAUUUUAGUGGGAACUAAUGGCAGUUUUUGCAAAGAAUGCUUCUUGAAAUAUUUCACGCACAAAUUCAGAGCUGCACUGGGUAAACAUCCUGUUGUCCGAUAUGAUGACAAAGUUGCUGUUGCUUUUUCAGGAGGAUUGAAUUCCAGUGCUAUGCUACAUGUUUUACUAGAGUCUCUGUCACCUCUUUCGUUCAAAAGACUAAAAUUCCAUCCUGGUAUUGUAUUUGUUGAUGAAACUGUUUUAUUGCCUGAAGAGAAAAACUAUGAAAUUUAUUUGAAUGAGAUCGAAUCUAUAAUGAAAGCAUCUGGGCUACCAUAUCACAUUGUGAAACUGGAAGAGAUUUUGUCUAUCAUCGAUGACACUGUGAUUGAAAAUAAUGAUGACACAGCACAAACUUGCAAUCUUAGAGAACUUUUCGAUUCUAUAAAAAGUAUAACAAGUAAACAAGAGCUGCUUUACCGACUAAGGUGUAAAUUGUUAACAUACAAGGCAAAAGAGCUUGGUUAUCAACAUAUCUUUCUUGGAGAAACAAGUUCAAGGCUUGCAAUUAAUAUUUUGUCCAACAUUGCGCAAGGACAAGGUGCUCAUUUAUCAUUGGACACUGGUUUCACAGAUAAUGGAAGAUAUUUAGGAAUCAAUUUACUUCGACCAUUGAGGGACAUAGGCGCUAAAGAAAUUGCAGUAUACACGAAUAUUAAUAAGAUUCAGAGUGUGUUUUUGCCAAAUUUUUCCACAAAAGUUCCAGCUACUUCUAGUAUUCAACGACUUACUGAAGAUUUUAUUGUUUCACUCACAUCUGAUUUUCCUGCCACUGAAACUACUGUCUACAGAACUUCAAAUAAAUUAGAGAUGAUGAAAAAUUCGAAAAAGGAAGAAAACAAGGACACAAAUGAAAACUGUUUUCUAUGUUGUGGGCCACUUGAUACACAGAUCAAAGAAGACAAUGCUUCUGCUUUACAAGCAAUUGAAUUUACUGAAAACUUGAGUAAUGGAAUAUUUGGUACUGCUGAAAACCCACAUCUACCUCAUGAUCUGAAAAGUACGAGCAAGUUACCACAGUCUGAUUCUGGCGACGAUUAUUGUGAAACACAAGAAAAAACAAUGGUGAAUUUGUGCCACUCUUGUAAAAUAUUACAUAAAGAUGUGAAUACUGAAGUUAACUUCGAUCCUAUUUUUGAACACUUAUUUAAAAAUUCUUCUAAAGUUACGAACGAAGAAAUGCGCAAGCAACUUGAAGAUGUGUUACUGGAUUCUUGAUAAUCGUGCAUUUUCAUGCUAAUUAAAGAUGGAUCCUGAAUCAAAAUUAAGCCCAAAUGCCUAUAUUUUCGAAUUUGGAUAGUUCUGUGUGUCAGGUAGCUUUGAGGAAUCAGCUUCUAUUAGUAGAUAUUUCUCAAAACUAGCGGUAAAAAAAUAUUACGCUCUCUGCCAAAUUUCGGUUUGACAUAUCUUCUUUGUUUUAUUAUCACAUUUCAAAAUCAUUGAAAACCAAACAGCCAUUCUCGGUUGUAUGAGUAUGAAUUUCAAAUUGCCACAUGUUGGUGCAAUUUUACAAAAUUGAAACGGCACAAUGGAACUGAGAAAAUAUAACAAAUGAAUACAAAAGUUAUAUCUGCCUGACAUACACUUCUACUUCUGUCUUCAUCUUGUAAAAUGGCCCGCUUCAUGUUCAAAAAUUCUACAUGUUCAGGUAUUUUGAAGUAAAAUUGGUAUAAACUGUAAAUUUGUUGGUUACUCAUGUAUUUUUUUAAGUAGCCGUGUCAAUGUCAUACAUUACCGUAAUUGUUUCAAGAUGCUUGAAUAAUAAAAAAAAUAGCCUGUGGACAUGAAAUCAAUUGGAAAAUAAUUAACCUACCUUUUAUUCUAAAAGGACGAUUGAGGUCAAAUGAUAGUUGAGGAACAAAGUUAAAGAUUCAUUAUAUUUGCUUUGCUGUCAAUAUAUUCCUGUUAAGACUUGAUUGUCAUUGAUUAGAGCAAGAGUAGUAUAUUGCAAAACUGCUACAACAGCUUUUACUUUAUUGCUCUAAUAAUAUUUACUUUGACAUUUUAUGAUGAUUGCACAGUGCACAUUGCGUGUAAGGUACAAUUUUACUUAUCAGCAUUUUAUUAAUGAAGCUGAUAGUGAUAGUCCGCAAAAUUAAUAGGUAAAAACUGUGUGACUAGGGCAGUUCUGUUGAACACAGUACUUACGAUUUUUAGCGUGGCACAUAGUACAAAGUAGACUAAAUUUUAAGUAUGUGCCAUACCAUAGUAUUCCCUCUUGAGCCAUAAAUAAGUAGUACUGUUUUGAACACAAGCAAUAUUGGAUUACAUCGUUUAUCCUAGACCCAAAGUUGAUUAACAAUUUCUGGCGAGUAUUUUUUGAUAUAUUGAUAGUUUAUGUAAUCAUGAAAUUCAUUGUAAGAGUCAAUUGAUUAGGAUUGUGAAAUGCAUCCUUAUUUGUUUGGUAACAUACUACACUACACUACAGGUGGUUAAAUGAAUUUUUAGAUACUGAAGGCUGGAUAAUGCACUCAUAUUUUGUGGGAUGGAAAUUGUGCAUCAAAAAAGGUUUUUGUUUGGUGUGAAUAGGCAAUUCAAUUGGUAUACAGAAAUGUAUGGAUAUGAUAGGUUAGGUUAUAAUAUUGAUUUUCACUUUUUAACAUUUCAAUAAAUAAUACCGCUUCAAUGUUUUACUUCCUGUGAAUUUUAAUAAUCAGUGGGCGUAUGAUAAACUUCCUUGAUGGCUUUUGAGGAUAUACGCAAAUUUUAUUAAGUCAUAUCAGGACUAUUACAGAGGUUUCAUAUUUGGUGAUAUCAGAAGUACCUAUAUAUCAUUCGGCAAUGGGGUUCUAACUCAGGGUAUGUUUGUUUGAACGACUUUUGUUAGUGUUGCAGAAAUCAGCAAUAUUCAAGCAAAAAAAAAUCAUUGUUUUGUAAAGCAGGGGCGUAGCCAGAAAUAAUUGAAGGGAGGGUAGUUCUGAAAUUUGUA